AUGCAUCGAAUAUCGUCUUUCUUACUGUUUCUGAGCUAUGCUUCUGCAGCCAAAGUCGACGACAGUGUGCAUUAUUUCGUCACAUUCGAUACUGCCGAGAAUGGGCUUGCAGGUGGUCAAUUGUUAGAGGAAGAAAACGAGAAAGCGCUCAAGGACGAUAAUUCAUUGCGGAUAUCCACACAAAAUAAUGAGAACUAUAUCUGCAAGCUGCCAAAACCAACAACUACACUCGAGCAAGACGUAUCUGCUUACACGGGUCUCUCACCAGCUGAACUAAUCGCUCCAUUCUAUAAAGAAAAGUUGUGUUCUUACCGUGUUGAACCGUACUGGACUUACGAGUUGUGUCAUGGACGUUAUAUUGUACAGUAUCAUGAAGAAAAAGACAUUCGAGGAGUUGGCCGAACCGCGGAGUACUACCUUGGAAACCUUCACGUAGACUAUUCAACCCUGAGCGCUCCUGCUAAUUAUGACAAUCCUCCGAAAAGGGUCAUAGAUGGGGAAGAAUAUGCGUAUUAUCCUGUAUUAUACAGCCAAGGAACUACUUGUGAUAUCACGGGAAAGCCAAGAACGACAACUGUUAUGUACAUAUGCGUUGAAAGCGCACGCAACCAGAUUCACUCGUUGAGCGAAGUUUCGUCAUGUAACUACGAAGUGAUUGUAUUAACCUAUGCGCUCUGUUCUCAUCCCAGCUAUAAACGCAAGGUGAAAGAGAAUCAGGAAAUU
Molecule: messenger RNA, 723 nt
Organism: Ostertagia ostertagi
Lineage: Eukaryota; Metazoa; Nematoda; Chromadorea; Rhabditida; Trichostrongylidae
Source: the annotation of a GenBank genome assembly